AUGAGCAACUUCAAGUUUCCCGUUGAUCUCAGCCAAUUCAAAAAGAAUCUUGCACUGGACCCCAGCAAUGCAACCCUCACCGCCGAACAGAAGAAAGACCUUCUGAACAACAUCAAUAUCUUCAGAGAUGCAAUUAUCGCCUUCACCGCGACCGGUGCUGCCCGAGGCGUAUCAGGCCACACGGGAGGACCCUUCGACACAGCGCCAGAAGUGUGCAUCCUACUCGCUCUGAUCCAAAAUGACAAGAACAGCUUCCUCGACACAUUCUUCGAUGAGGCUGGUCACCGAGUCGCAACUCAGUACCUCCUAGCAACACUCGAUGGCCACCUCAAGCCCGAACACCUCCUCAACUACCGCGAUGCCAAUUCAAAACUGCCCGGUCACCCUGAGCUCGGGCUCACGCCCGGAGUCAAGUUCAGCUCCGGCCGACUCGGACACAUGUGGGGUAUGGUGAACGGCGUGGCAAUGGCCAACAAAGAUAAGAACGUCAUCCUGCUCGGCUCUGACGGUUCCCAGCAGGAAGGUAAUGACGCCGAAGCGGCGCGAAUUGCCGUGGCUCGGAACCUGAAGGUCAAGCUAUUUGUCGACAACAACGAUGUUACGAUUGCCGGCCACCCUUCCCAGUAUCUGAAAGGCUACGAUAUCGCCAAUACCCUGAAAGGCCACGGUCUCCACGUCGUGCGUGCCAAGGGCGAAGAUGUCGACUCCCUAUACAAGGCGAUGUGCGAAGUAAUCAACUACAAUGGCCCCGCCGCUGUGGUCGUCGAUAGAACGAUGGCCGCUGGUAUCGAGGGAAUUGAAGGCGAGACCCACGCACACGACGUCAUUACCGUCGACGUCGCGCGCAAGUAUCUCACCAAGCGCGGAUACAGCAAGGACCAGCUCGCCUUCUACGAUGAGAUCAAGGGCCGAUCGAACCCCCACACUUACGCCGGCUCAAGCAAGGACAAGGGUUCGAACAGGAAUAUCUUCGGUGACGCUGUCAACGGCAUCCUGGAUGGUUUGAGCAAGGAGGAAGCUGCCCGUCGCGUGAUGGUCAUCGACUCCGAUUUGGCCGGCUCUACUGGCCUGAAGGCUAUCGGCGCCAAGCAUCCCGAAUCAUUUAUUCCAUCGGGCGUGAUGGAGCGAGGAAACUUCUCCGCGGCUGCUGGAUUCGGCUUUGGCAGUAAUGGCGAGCGCCAGGGUGUUUUCUCUACAUUCUCGGCUUUCUUGGAGAUGUGUAUUUCUGAAAUCACCAUGGCACGUCUGAACCACUGCACUGUGUUGUCGCAUUUCUCGCACAGUGGUGUUGACGAGAUGGCUGAUAACACUUGUCACUUUGGUCUUAACCAUUUCUUCGCUGAUAAUGGAUUGAUUGAGUCUGAUGCUUGCUCGCUUUAUUUCCCUGCGGAUGGUGAGCAGAUGAAGGCUGUCGUGAACAAGGUCUUCUGGGAUAGAGGUUUGCGUUUCAUCUUCUCCACCCGCUCCAAGGUCCCUUACAUUCUUAAGGAUGGCGUCGACGAGAAGCUGUAUGGAGAUGGAUACGAGUUUGUUCCAGGAAAGGAAGAGGUUAUUCGCACCGGUACGGCUGGUUAUGUCGUCUCUUAUGGUGAUAUGUUGUACCGAUCACUCGAUGCUGUCGAGACCCUUCGUAAGGAGGGUCUGAAUGUUGGUUUGAUCAACAAGCCCACGCUCAAUGUCGUUGAUAAGGAGACCCUGGUGAGAUACGGCGAGUCUCCAUUCGUCGUUGUCGUUGAGUCUAUUUCUCAAAAGACCGGGCUUGGCUCUCGCCUUGGAACGACCCUCUUGCAACAUGGUUACACACCCAAGUUCAAGGCAAUCGGUGCUGUAAAGGAUGGCUGUGGUGGAUUAUUCGAGCAGAUCAAUUACCAGGGCCUGUCCCCUGAGAACAUCAUCGAGGAGAUCAAGGCUGUUGCCGCUGGGAAAUAA
Molecule: messenger RNA, 1929 nt
Organism: Penicillium manginii
Lineage: Eukaryota; Fungi; Ascomycota; Eurotiomycetes; Eurotiales; Aspergillaceae
Exons: 1
Coding region: 1-1929 (642 amino acids)
Molecular function (GO): catalytic activity
Source: RefSeq, a predicted model, not a curated record